Asterias rubens (European starfish) is the source of this 2105-nucleotide messenger RNA. RefSeq lists its product as uncharacterized. Lineage: Eukaryota; Metazoa; Echinodermata; Asteroidea; Forcipulatida; Asteriidae. The record is from RefSeq and is a predicted model, not a curated record. Bases 216 to 1478 code for a protein of 420 amino acids. The transcript has 6 exons.
AGUAACGAUUGCAGAGAAAAACACAGUGAAUAUGCAACGUUUCCUGGUGUGGAAGUCAUAAUGAUAUUUUGUAUGAGGAGGACUUGCAUGUGAUUGAUACGCCGGCAUUUCGUUCUCACAAAAACGCCAAUAGACAUUAAAUUAUUCUCUUGACUUCAUGCAUAGACGAAGCAGGUUUUAGGUGGUCCUUCAUCGUAUAAUUAUCCGGCACCAUUAUGGCAGAGGCAGAGAAAAGACAACUUCUUCCAUCAGCCGGUGACACUGUGGAGAAGUCUCAGUCACUCAAUGACGACGGGGAUCGGGAAGAGAACCUUCCCAUCACCCCAAAGACAGAGCAUCACUUUAAUAUCAGAGGAGGUCGCUCAUUUACAAUAAAAGCCACCAAGCUGAACGUCAUCCUCACCAUCUUAACUAUCCUCUUCAACUUGUCCAUGGUGAUCUCCCUGCCACUCUUGAACAACACGGUGGACAAAUACAACGAUGCCUACCCGGUCAUCCUCUACACAGCAGUCUGGUUCCAACCCUUCUUCUUCGGACUCGUGUACAUCAACAAGUACAUCAAUCCUCUUGCCCUCACUACGUCAUCAGUCUCGCAUAAACUCAUGGCUCUUGUGGGUUUUUUGAACGCAGCCAACGGGAUUCUUGUGGUGUAUGCCAGCGACCCAAGUAGAACGUCCGGGGCACUGCAGGCUCUCCUCUCCACGUCAAGCAUCCCAUUUACGGUGGUAUUUCGGUACAUCAUCUUACGGAAAGGAGUGGGCAGGGCCCGGCUGGUCUGUACCGGCAUUGUCUUGAUCGGUCUCUUCAUAGCUUUAGAACCGGAGAUAUUCAAUAUUGGUCAGAGUAACACACCGCAGCCUGGGGCAGUUACGGGCAUCAUGGCUGCCCUUUGGCCGGUCAUCUUCUUACUGGGCUUCCUCCCGCUGGGCAUCCUCAAUGUACUGAUCGAGAGGGAACUCAAAAAGGGACAGACCGAGUCUCUUGUGUUUCUGGCUUGGGUACAGCUUUACAAUACUAUGUUCAUUAUUCUGGCCUUUUGGACAGACUUUAUUCCAAAGUUUGGCGCUGCAAAUUCUAUACAGGAGUUCGGAAGGAACAUGUUGUACGCGCUCAAGUGCAUGUACUUUGCCGACCCUGAAUGCAUCAACGCAGUGCCAGCGUACAUCGUCUUCAUCUUCGCCUACUGCCUAGCCAACCUCAUGGUCUUUCUUCUGGUCAAGUACGCUGAGGGCGCUAUUUGGCUGGUCAUUGUUCAGGCCCUAGUCACGCCCCUCGGGAGUCUGUUCUUCACCCUGUUCAGUGUGGCUCCUCUACCCGGAGAGGAACAUGGAAAGUUCCACUGGGCCCCGGACUUCAACUUAUCAGUAGCUUUCAGGGUUGUCGGUUUAGCGAUUCUAGUUCCCGCUGUUGUGUUUUAUAACUAUUUCGGUGAAAUGGAGAGGAAAAAACUAAUGAAAAAAUAUGACAGUUCUUUGUAAAACUAAAAACCACCCCAAAACAACACUAGAAACUAAGUUUUGUUAAUUUACAAAAUCAAGGUGUUCAUGAGUGGUGUAAUGAAAUGGUAAUCGAAUGGCAUGGUGAUGACAUUUUACCCUUCAACUUGAAAUUAUGGCCUUUGAAAAGUUUCUCAUAAAAUGUUUACCUUCCUGUUUGAACCGGAAGACAGUGCUAAAUUUGAAUGACAUCAAGUUCAAUUUUUAAAAGUCACCUACAUAUAAUGUAUAGGUUGUACACAAAUAUUGAGAGUUUUAAAAUGAAUUUUUCAAAAAGGCUUAUUACACUUCAGCUUUGAACAGGUAGUCAAGGUCAAAGGAGUCAUACUCCGUGAAGCGUUUGUUAAGUUUUAAAGAGGUUGCAUAGAUUGUAAUAAAACCCAUUGAAGUUAAGAUCUUCACAAAUAAAUAUGUUUCACAAAAAGUCGGGGUGAAAUGGGUCACUAUCUUUGUUAAGUUUCUUUGUAAAAGAAAUUGUUGGUGAUAUUUGUACAGAUGCAAAAAUCCAAUGAGUAGUUCAGGAGAAAUUAGUUUUGUUCAAAACUAAUAUUAAACUCCAUCUUCUGGUUUGAACAGCCAAUGUAUAUACGGUUCAGUAGAUAAAACAAA